Messenger RNA from Pistacia vera, 1964 nucleotides. Its product is annotated as putative disease resistance protein RGA4. The transcript is spliced from 2 exons. Gene Ontology annotation, biological process: defense response to fungus. The record is from RefSeq and is a predicted model, not a curated record. Bases 950 to 1657 code for a protein of 235 amino acids. Lineage: Eukaryota; Viridiplantae; Streptophyta; Magnoliopsida; Sapindales; Anacardiaceae.
UGAGAAUAUCUGGACCUUUCUUCAACCUGUAUGCAAAUGCUUCCUAGAUCAAUCUGUGGCUUGCUUAAUUUGCAGACUUUGAAGCUGGAAAGCUGUGUGUUUCUUCAGGAACUACCUAAACACAUGAGACGACUGAAAAAUCUUCGACAUUUUUACCUAAGUAAUUGUGUCUCAUUAUGUCAUAUGCCGCCAAAAAUUGGGCAAAUCACUUGCCUUAAAGACUUUAACUCUUUUCAUUGUGGGUAAGACAAAAGGUUCUCUCAUAGCUGAACUGAAAGGACUAAAUCUCCUAGGACAGCUACAUAUUAAACAUCUUGACAGAGUGAGCAAUCCAAUGCAUGCCAAAGAAGCAAAUUUGUCUGGAAAGCAAAGUCUCCACAGCUUGUACUUGUCUUGGGAACUUGAUAAUGAGAUUGAACAGCAGGAAAAUGCUGAAAGGGUUCUUGAAACCCUUGAGCCUAACCCACACCUUGAAAUUUUAGUCAUAGAGGAUUACAAAGGCACAAAAUUUUCACUCUGGAUGAGAGAGCUAAUUCUUAGAAAUGUUGUUUCUAUCAACCUUACAAGAUGUAGGAACUGUUGCCAACUUCCACUCUUAGGGCAACUUCCAUGCCUUCGAUAUCUUACAAUAAUUGGGAUGACUCAUGUGUUGUACAUUGACCAUAGUCUUCAAGAUGGUGUAAUGAUGAGAAGAUUCCCAUGUUUGAAGAACCUCGAUCUUAGAGAUUUGCCGAGUUUGCAAAGGUUAUCAAGAGAGGAUGGAAGAGAGCUACUCCCAUGUCUUACCCGCUUUAAGUAUAACCAACUGCCCAAAGUUGAGCUUGCCAUGUCUUCCUUCAGUGAAAGACUUGAAAGUGAGGGGCUGUAGUGAGGUGUUCCUAAAAUCAAUCUUCAGUCUCAGAAGCCUUACGUACCUUUCUUUACACAUUAACAAUGAGUUCCACAGGGGAUGCUGCAAAACUUCACCUCUCUUCAGUCACUGGCCAUUGAAAAUUUCAGCAAGCUUAAGAGUUUUCCCACAGAACUAGUCAGCCUUGGUGCUGUUAGAACAUUGUGUAUUAGGACAUGCCAUGAGCUUGAGUCUUUUCCGGAGCAAGGACUGGAAGGCCUCAACUGUCUUCAGCAUUUGGAUUUAAUCAACUGCAGAAGGUUUUCAUCUUUUUCAGAGGGGUUAGGACGCCUCUUCUACCUUGAGAGGCUGAAUCUUAAUGGCUGCCCAGAGCUGGUGGCUUUGCCAGAUGGUAUUAAAUACCUUAGUUUGCUCCAGCACCUAACCAUAUCUGGUAAAUUCACAGGUUUUGAUGCCCGUUAUAGCCCAAGAAAUCCUGGUUUUCAUAGGUUGAUAGUUAUGAAGGACAGUCCUGAAGAAUCUGAUUUUCGUCCUAAAUUGGUUGCCUUGCCUGAGUCCUUACGACAUGCCCUGGCACUGAAAGAAUUGAGCAUAAGCUUCUACCCUAAUCUAGCAUCAUUGCCUCACUGGUUGGGAGACCUUACAUCUCUUCGGUCUUUGCGAAUAUUUGAUUGCCCAAAGUUGCCAUCUCUUCCAGCAAGUUUUCAGAGCUUCACCAAUCUACAAAACUUGGGCAUUUCAGAAUGCCCUGAACUGGUGAAGCAAUGCGAGAAGGAAACAGGGGAGGGGAUGACUGGUACAAGAUAGCACAUGUUCCAAACAUAGACGUGGAACCCCUGCGGUAAACGGAAACAUAAAAGACUAAUUGUUGCAUUAAGCUGAUAGACAUGAUGAGCUAGGGCCGCUCUAUCACAGCCACUCAGGUGUUUGUGGGCAGUUAAUUCCAACAUUACGCCAGCCAAGGCGGAAAUUUCAUGUAACAACGUAUUAUUUUUUUUUUUUGGUUUUUUGUUUUAAUGAGGAUUGUAAUGUAUAUAUUGAGGUAGCAGUUAUGUUAUGAAUAUCUUUGUAUUGUAAAUAAAUGUGUUCUGCUCGUCCUUAUGUGGUGUAUACC